AUGAUUAUGUUCAUUGUUCUUCUAUCUGCUUCAUUAGCCGGAUGUCAUGCUGGAAUAACGACUGGUCGUGCCAAUCAUGAAAUUUACACUAGCAAGAUAACAUUGGUAUUGAGCAAUUCAUCUGCUGUUUCUAAAUUAUCAAUAAAUAAUACAGUUAAUACUACUUAUCAAUUGAUGAAUAUGACACAAGAUAAUAUAACGGAAUUCUCCGUAUUAAAUUUUGUUUCAUCAAAAGUAUCUGAUGCAAAGCAUUUAUCUAAAUCGAUUUCUGCUAAACAUAUAGUAAUAAUUGUUGUGAGUAUUCUUGGAUUUAUUUGCUUAAUUGGUAUGUGUCGAUGUCGUUCAAAAAAAUCCAAAAAAAAACCAGUCGGCUAUUGGAAAACUCCCAAUAUAUGGGUUCCACAUACACACAAGAUAUAA
Messenger RNA from Adineta steineri, 420 nucleotides. The record is from the annotation of a GenBank genome assembly. Lineage: Eukaryota; Metazoa; Rotifera; Eurotatoria; Adinetida; Adinetidae.